Molecule: messenger RNA, 1449 nt
Organism: Motacilla alba alba
Lineage: Eukaryota; Metazoa; Chordata; Aves; Passeriformes; Motacillidae
Product: translation initiation factor IF-2-like
Exons: 4
Coding region: 1-966 (321 amino acids)
Source: RefSeq, a predicted model, not a curated record
AUGCUCCGGCGGCUCAGCCCCGGGCGGGCCCGGCUCCCGGCGGCGGCACCGGCUGCCGCUCCCUCCUCCUCCUCCUUCUCCUCCUCCUCCUCCGAGCGCGUCGGGAGCCGCGCCGAGCCCCUGCGGGCGGUGCCGCCGCCGCCGCCGUGUUUGGGGCGAGCGCGGCGGCGGCGGGGGGAGCAGCUCUGCGGCGCUCCGGGCCCCGGCAAUGGUGACAGCGGCGCGGGGCGCGCCCCCGGCCCGGCCCCGCUCCGCUCCCCGCCCCGGGGGCCGGGCGGUCGCUCCCUCGGCUCUUCCCGGCGGCGGCUCCUCAGGGCGGCACGGCCGCGCUCAUCCCCCGGCCCGCUGCGCUCGCCGGCGCGGGGCGCCCAUCAUGGCCGCGGCUUCCGAGAGGGACGGCGGGCGGCGCCGCCACGCCCACGCGACGCAUCCGCCAACACACAAAGUAGUCCCUCCCACCCCGCCACCGGAGAAGCGGAGAAGCGGCGCGCCGGAUAUACCGGGGGGACGGAUCGCGCUGCGCGCGCCGUCCGUACCCCUCUGCCCGCCGGCCCCUCUCGCCCCACGGAAGCGGCGGGGGAGGGGGGGGCGAGCGGAGAGCGGCGAGCGGAGGGAUACGGGCGGCUAAAUAUAUUUGGGACCGAUCUUCAUCCACUUACCCCGGUGCCAACCCUGGCCUCCAGGAGCACUUUGUGGCCACAGAUGUCCCUGUCAGCCCCCUCGAUUUCCACACUCCCCCUUUCCUCCAGCUGCAAACCCCAAACUGAUGAGGUGCCAAGUGUCCAAGGCCAGCCGGCCCGUUCCACUGGAGCUGCGAAUGGAAAGCCCACGCGGACCCUGGGAAGGAAACCAGUCACACCCCUGAGCACAAACCCUCAACAUCUGCAUGAACUGGAGCCCAAUCCAAUCCUGGCCACCAGCCUGAAAAAAUUGCGCUUCUCCACAUCUUUUAGAAGUAUUUUUUGAUGGGAUUUCUUUCAGGGGUUGCCACCUCAGCAGUGACAAAACGAAUGAACGAGCACAAUGGUCCACAUGAGCUGAGAAACAAAAGCCUCCAGGAGAUUCUUUGCUUUAUUUUUACCAUCAAAGCCUGCAGGAGCGGCAUGAAAGGGAAGGACUUGCCUGAAGAAAUUCCUGCUGCUGUCCCACCUGAGCCUCCCCUGGCACAGCCCGAGGCCGUUUCCUCUCGUCCUGCCUCUCCUCAAGGAAAAGCUUGGCUGGAGAGCAGAAGGGCAGGAGCGAAAUUGCCAAAGCUCUGGGUUAAUUACAGCUCUUGGAGACAUCUUGUCAUUUCCACCUUUUUCCUGGGCAUUCUUCUCUCACUAUAUGUGCCUGUUGUAAACACGUGAGGUACGUUUUAUAUCGGCUAUGUAUGUAUAAAUUAUAUAUAACCUAGAUAAAACAUAGGUCUUAUUUUAGAUUUAUAUUACAAUUUUGCGUUUCUCUCCA